AUGUUACAGCCCUGUCGGAUAGUGAACAACAGCCAUGACCCCAAUCGAUUCAUUGAAUGUCUAGGCGGAAAUCAGAGGGAUACAGAUCGCGCCAAAGCACAGAAGAAGGCGGCCGCGGCGGCCAAGAAACCCAAGGAAAGCGCGUCUAGCCUUGCGAAGAGGAAGGAAAGGCAAGCAUCUCUCUAUCUGGCUGGCGAUCUGGAUAUGUCUGUCCAGGGUGACAGACACCGGGGAUAUGCGUCUACAGAAGAUUAUACAACGUCCGAGGCUAACAAAAAAACAAGGACAGCCGCAGUGCCCCAUCGGCUGCUCGUCGCCGUCCUACCGUAUUUCUACCGUCACCUUUUCAUUCAAACAUAUCCAUCAACCCUGUCCCAUUUCCCAUUCCCUGCGAACCAAUCAAUCCUGCACGCGGCGCUGACGCAUUCCUGGCCCAGCGUCAAAUCUUGUGGCGCCCGUGAUGUUCCUCAAGUAAUCCAUGCCAAACAUACCCGUAGAAUGUUCCGGACCCACUCCCUCAUCAUAGGAAAACAAGCACGCAUCCAGUUACCGGGUCGUCGUAAAGGUUACCCGGUUCCCCUCAGAUCCUUGACCCCGAUACAGAAUGCUCAGUGCCCCCAUGACGUGCGGAAACAGUUGCUGUUGGCUAUCACGGCCUGA
Guyanagaster necrorhizus is the source of this 660-nucleotide messenger RNA. RefSeq lists its product as uncharacterized. Bases 1 to 660 code for a protein of 219 amino acids. The transcript is spliced from 6 exons. NCBI's taxonomy places the organism in Eukaryota, Fungi, Basidiomycota, Agaricomycetes, Agaricales, Physalacriaceae. The record is from RefSeq and is a predicted model, not a curated record.